AUGCUUCCGAGAUCCAUUGGCAAUCUUUCUUCUGUUCAAAUGUUUGAAGCAGUAGGUUGUAAUCUCAAAGGCAAAGUUCCAAGUGAGAUUAGAAAUAUGAGAAAAUUAUUUAGUUUGAUGGUAGGUCAUAAUAACUUUACUGGAAUCGCCUCAACAACAUUAAGUUCUGUGAAAAACCUUCAACACCUUUCACUUGUUGCAAAUAGAAUAAGUGGUCCUUUUCCAAUUGUUUUAUGUGAGCUACCGAACUUGAGCAUAUUAAGACUUUCACAUAAUCAAAUGUGGGGAAAUAUUCCUAGUUGCUUGGGGGAUAUAACUACCCUAAGGAAGGUUUAUCUUGAUUCCAAUAACUUCACUGCGAGCAUACCUUCAAGUAUAUGGAACCUCAAAGAUAUUUUAGAGCUGAAGUUGUCUUCUAAUUUCUUCAAUGGCUCUUUAUCAUUAGAAAUUGGUAACCUCAAGGCUGUAAUACUUCUGGAUCUUUCCUCGAACCAAAUAUCAGGAAACAUUCCAAGUGCACUGGGAGGUCUACAAAGAUUGAUUCAACUAUCUUUAUCUCAUAAUAGAAUUGAAGGAUCUAUUCCCGAUACAUUUGGGGAACUCAUAAGUUUGGAAGCAUUGGAUCUUUCUUAUAACAAAAUGUCUGGUGUGAUUCCAAAGUCAUUAGAGGCACUUAAGCAGCUAGACUCCUUUAAUGUCUCAUUCAACAGGUUACACGGGGAAAUUCCGAGUGGAGGACCUUUUGUUAAUCUCACUUUUCAGUCCUUCAUGUCGAAUGAAGGAUUGUGUGGGCUUGGUUCAGCUAUAGUUUUCCUGUUGAUGAGACAUCGGGGUAAAACAGUCAAUGCUGAAGAUGAGUGGUUGCCUGAGGUAGCACCACAAAGAAUUUUUUGCUAUGAACUUCAACGAGCAACUCAAGACUUUGAUGGAAAUAACUUGCUAGGUAGUGGGAGUUUUGGUUCUGUUUACAAAGGGACAUUGACAGAUGGGACCGUAGUAGCUGUUAAAGUUUUCAAUGUACAGCUGGAAGCACCGGUUAUUCACUGUGAUUUGAAGCCUAGCAACGUGUUACUUGACAAUAACAUGGUAGGACACCUGACUGACUUUGGCAUUGCAAAACUUUUAACUAAGGAAGAAUCUGUUGCUCACACUACAACCUUUGCCACAAUUGGUUACAUUGCUCCAGAGUAUGGUUUGGAAGGCCUUAUAUCCAAGAGGUUUGAUGUUUAUAGUUAUGGUAUCAUGCUGCUGGAAACUUCCACCAAGAAGAAACCUAAUGAUGAAAUGUUCACGGGAGAUUUGAAUUUCAGAAGCUGUGCGCAUAAUUUGCUUCCUGAUGAGUUAGAUCAAAUCAUAAAUGUUGACUUACUAACACUAGAUGAAGAAAACUUAAGUCAAAAGUUGCAGUCUGUGUCAUCCAUCAUGGAGUUAGCCAUGAAUUGCACAACUAAUAUUCCAGUUGAAAGGAUGAACAUGAUUGAUGUUGUAGCAGCAUUGAAAAGGAUCAAGCAGAAGCUUUCUUCCUGUAAUUGA
Molecule: messenger RNA, 1533 nt
Organism: Lycium ferocissimum
Lineage: Eukaryota; Viridiplantae; Streptophyta; Magnoliopsida; Solanales; Solanaceae
Product: receptor kinase-like protein Xa21
Exons: 4
Coding region: 1-1533 (510 amino acids)
Biological process (GO): protein phosphorylation
Molecular function (GO): protein binding; protein kinase activity; ATP binding
Source: RefSeq, a predicted model, not a curated record